AUGAAGGCCACCUUUUUCUCUUUUCUCGCCGCCCUCGCCGGCACGGCGACCGCCCAGGUCCAGGGUAAAGCUUUUGGCUUUGCCGCUGGUACCACUGGUGGCGGCUCUGCUUCUCCUCAGACCCCUACAAGUCUUGCUCAGCUUAAGGAAUGGCUCACAGACAGCACGGCGCGAACCAUCAUGAUCGACCGUACCUGGGACUUCCGUGGCAGCGAGGGUACGACCUCGGGCAGGUGCUGCAGUGACAAUCGCACAACCAAGUGUCCCGGAGGUACAUCCAAGGGACAGGCUUGGAUCCAGGACACCUGCGAUGCUGCCAGUGGCACCUGGGUUGACUGCACUUACGACAAUGCCGCGAAGAGCCCCAUCGACGUCAACAGCAACAAGAGUCUUGUCGGUGUUGGCACCAAGGGUGUUAUCAUCGGCAAGGGACUGCGCGUCCGUGGCGGCAAGAGCAAUGUCAUCAUACAGAACAUUCACAUCACAAACCUGAACCCUCAGUACGUCUGGGGUGGCGAUGCCAUUACUCUCGAUGGGUCUGACAGGGUUUGGAUCGAUCACUGCAAGAUCUCUCUCAUCGGUCGCCAGUUCAUCGUCUCUGGCUGGGGCGCCGCCGGCAAGGUCACCAUUUCUAACACUGAGUUUGACGGCAAGAGCGAGUGGUCGUCCGGCUGCAACGGCAAGCACUACUGGACCGCACUCCUCAUCGGCGCUAAGGACUACUAUACUUUUGCUGGCAAUUAUGUGCAUGAUACUUCGGGCCGCUCCCCCCAUCUCGGGACUCUCAAUGGCGUGACCGAGAACCUCUUCCAUGGAGUUAACAACUACUUCCAAAAUGUCGGAGGUCAUGCGUUUGAUAUUGAUGGAAACACCUGGGUCCUCCUCGAGGGUAACUACUUCGACAGCGUGACGACCCCCAUUACGCCCGCGACCUUGACAAACGGAGGCCAAAUUUACAUCGUCAACACCGUUGACGAGGCCUCUCGUUGCACAUCUUACCUCGGCUACAUCUGCGAAUGGAACCGGGCGAGUAACUCCGGCACCGUCAGCUCCCUCACCAGCACCAACGCCUUGACCAAGCUUGGAGGCUUCAAGUCUUCCCUCAUCGGUCACAUCCCUGUUGCUGAUGUUCCUGCCAAGGUCAAGGCCAACGCGGGUAUCGGUAAAACGACUAGCACCAAUGCCUAA
This is a messenger RNA of Colletotrichum karsti, 1188 nucleotides long. RefSeq names its product pectate lyase. Lineage: Eukaryota; Fungi; Ascomycota; Sordariomycetes; Glomerellales; Glomerellaceae. Bases 1 to 1188 code for a protein of 395 amino acids. Gene Ontology annotation, molecular function: pectate lyase activity. The transcript has 6 exons. The record is from RefSeq and is a predicted model, not a curated record.